AUGUCGGCCCACGCCGACCUCAAUCGUUUCGCUCGCCACGUCGUCGCCGUCGAGCAGGUCACCGAGCUCGCCAAACGCGCCGCCAGUGCCGCCGCCAACGCGACGAGCGCAGACGGCGGGGCAGGAGCAGCCGCGGCCGCCGCCGCCAAGAAGGCCGCCAUGCUCGACCAGACGACCUGGAACGACGCCGUGCGGCAAGACUUCAACAUCGUCCUCGGGUUCGCGGCCGCCCUCGCGCUCCUCGCCUGCGCUCCUGCGGCCGCCUCAUGGUUCGCCAACGGGCGCUACGCCUCGGGCUGGAUGCUGCGUCGCGGGUCGAGUACGGCGAGUGAGGUGCACGUCGGCAGCAGGGAGAAGGAGAGCGGCGACAAGGGCGGCGAGAAGUUCAGCACGGUCGAGGUCGUCGAGCGCCCUUUGCCGGUCAAGAUCACGCCCACGUCCGCCUUAUUUGCUUCGACCCGGACGAUCUACAACCGCACCCUCCUCCUAACGUCGCCCUUGUUCGGCCUGACGUGGGGCCAGGUCGUCGUCUGCCUCCUCUACGAGCUCCUCUUCACCUUCGUCCUGUUCUACCACUGCCUCGACCACCGCACCAACUGGCGCCGGUCGGCCGGCGUCGCCCUCGCUCAGCUGCCCGCCGUCUUCAUCCUCGCGACCAAGAACAACGCCCUGUCGCUCCUCGGCAAGGGCUACGAGAAACUCAACUACCUUCACCGAGUCGCCGGUCGACUCACGAUCCUCGGCGGCCUUCUUCACACACUCUUCUUCCUCCUCAUGGCGCCGCUCGACGUCAAGAAGCCUGUUCACGCGAGCGGACUCGUGUGCACCGUCGCCUCGGUCCUCAUCUUCAUCACGAGCCUGUCGUACUUUCGCAACCGGUGGUACCAGGUCUUCCUCGUCUCGCACGUCGCCGGCUGGGUGAGCCUCCUCGUCGCCCUCAACUUUCACGUUCCGCAACUCGCUCGGCCCUACACCGCCUUUGUCCUCGUCUGCUACGGCACCGACCUCGCAUGUCGCCUCGUCAAGACGCGGUUCGGCUCGGCGUCGGUCGCGUCGCUGCCCGGCGGAACCGUCAUGGUCCAGUCGCACUCGCUCAAGACGGGCUGGCGAGCCGGGCAGCACGUCUGGGUGCGGGUCCCGAGCGCCGCGGGCCUUCUUCGAGGGUGGGAGACGCACCCGUUCACUAUCGCCAACGCGCCUGCCGAGUGUUCACCCCUCGACGGCUCACACGCCCUCACCCUCCUUGCCAAGUCGACUGGCUCGUGGACGCGCAGCCUUGAGGCGCACGCAAGGUCGACGGCCGGCCCGAACGAGGCGCGCGUGAUCAAGUGUGCGGUCGAAGGUCCAUACGGCGGCCUCAUGUUCACCGACUUUAUCGACUCGUCCGCCGUCAUCCUCGUCGCCGGCGGGUCCGGCAUUACCUUCUGCGCCUCGGUCCUCGAGGAGCUCGUCUAUCUCGCGACGCAGGGUCGUACCUCGACUCGCAGUGCAACGCUCGUCUGGACCGUCAAGGACCUGGCGCAGCUCGAGAGCUACCAGAGCUUCCUCACGGGCCUGGUCGACGUCGCGAGGGACAAGACCUGCCUGAACCUGCGUGUCCUCCUACACGUCACUCGUCCGCCUCUCGGCACCCCUUCCUUCGGUACCCUUGCCUCCCCCGUUCCGCAGUCGGUCCUCUCGAUCGGCCGGCCCUCGCUCCCGGCCAUCCUCGACGUCGUGGCGGCCGAGGUCAUGGCGUCGGUGCAGCGCAGGGGCCUGGUGCGCGGUGCCGGGAUCGUCGUCGGCGCCUGUGGGCCGAAGCCGCUCGUGCGGGACGUGCGCGAGGUGGUCGGUGCCGUGCAGGAGGGCAAGGCUGUCGCUGUCGGCGGCAUCGUCUGUCACACCGAGUCGUUCGGGUGGUGACCCUCGUCGCCCCUCGUCUCUUCCCUCUUCUUCGACCAGCCGGCCUCCUCCUUCCGCCCCUCUCCCUUUCUUCGCCGUCUCGCGCAGACUUGAGUUCCACCGUAGCAGCUUGCGAGGCAGGUACUCGUCGUUGCAGCAUU
Messenger RNA from Rhodotorula graminis WP1, 2042 nucleotides. RefSeq lists its product as uncharacterized. The transcript is spliced from 9 exons. Gene Ontology annotation, cellular component: plasma membrane. The record is from RefSeq and is a predicted model, not a curated record. Gene Ontology annotation, biological process: copper ion import; iron ion transport; intracellular iron ion homeostasis. Bases 1 to 1902 code for a protein of 633 amino acids. Lineage: Eukaryota; Fungi; Basidiomycota; Microbotryomycetes; Sporidiobolales; Sporidiobolaceae. Gene Ontology annotation, molecular function: ferric-chelate reductase activity.